Filobasidium floriforme is the source of this 3060-nucleotide messenger RNA. RefSeq names its product P-loop containing nucleoside triphosphate hydrolase protein. Gene Ontology annotation, molecular function: 5'-3' RNA helicase activity; RNA binding. The record is from RefSeq and is a predicted model, not a curated record. Bases 106 to 2757 code for a protein of 883 amino acids. Lineage: Eukaryota; Fungi; Basidiomycota; Tremellomycetes; Filobasidiales; Filobasidiaceae. The transcript is spliced from 13 exons.
CUCGAUGCGAUAUCCAGCAUCGGCUGGCGAACGUCAUCAUAGACUCGAGCCAGGUCUCCGUUCGACCGUCUGCCUUGUGAAAGCUCUGGCGCUGUCUAGGCCUGGAUGACGAUUGAAGAGGACCUGUUGCAACUAUUAAAGAGCAUAGACGAGGCCGUCCUCGAAAAUGAUGCAAGCAAGGCUUCGCCAACCACCACGAUGAAGACUAUCUCUGGUUCUGGCAACGGGCUGGCUAGUGCAAGCCAAGAUCUUCCCAAGAUGAAACAAAACCAGGGAGCGAUAGGCACUGGAGGUAGUCAUUCGGUACAUCCCGAAAGAAACGUCUUGGACAAGUUUGCAACGGCAUAUAUCCCGAAUUGGCUACAUACGAUCCCACCAGCCUUGUACGACGUCCCCUUACCGCCUCUUCCUCUAGCGGUCGAUCCGGGUCAAGCGGCAGAGGUCUUUCCCCUACCUUUACUUCGAGACAUGUAUCCUCCAGCGUGCGGACUAUGCGGAUUGGACGCGAUCACGUCUCCCGCCAUCGACGCAAACGUUCCAGCGCUACGAGACGAUGCAGCCUCUUAUCUGGAUCACUUUACUGCAUUGCUGGCGAUGGAACAAGAGGAGUUGCGACAGGCGGCGGGGCGUCAAGUCAUCUACGGCGUACCGAUCACCAGACAAUCCGUCACUUCCAGCGGACCACAGUCGAACCCAGUCAUGUGGCAGAUCCGAAUCCCAGGGACGAGGGAAGACUCGCCACGUCUCUUCAUCGACGACCGACUGCGUAUUCGAGGCCUCUAUCGUCCGCUACAGACCGCUACCGAAGCAGCGGUACAAGCCAGGAUCACCGGUACCAUCAAACGGGAGGGGCUGGUGUUUUUCGAAUGCCCCUCCCUCUCAGAAAUGGAUACUCAUCUGCGGCAUCAUCCUUCAGGAGGCAGUCCCGAGUACACGACCGCUUUCCCAGCUCUUCAGCCCGCGCUUCAGCAGCGGAAUCAUGCUCCUAGAGGAGGUCCGGAAUAUAUGGUCGAAUUCUACCCUUCGACGGAUGCGCUAAUUUCGAUGCACAGUGCACUACGACGGGUGGCUUCGUGCCUCGUCACGCAGACAGACAGUGCAUUUCGUACUCCUACAACUAAGUGGCUCUUCCCUCGAAUCGAGGACAUCAAGGAGACCAUGUCUCGUACCGACUUUGAGCUCAAGCCGUUUGCGAGGAGGAAUGACGUGCAGUCUCUCAGCCAACCUCCGCUCAAUGAACAACAAAAGUUGGCAAUCAAGCGGAUCGUUGGGUCGCAUAGGACCGUACCCUACCUGAUAGCAGGACCACCUGGCACCGGCAAAACGAAGACGAUGGUCGAGCUGGUGCUCCAGAUCCUAAUGCAUCACGAAGACGCUCACAUCCUGCUCACAGCUCCGUCAAAUCCCGCUGCGGAUACCCUCGCCUUACGCCUCGCUCCGUUCCUCGACAACAAGAGCUUGUUGAGGCUUCAGAGCUCGACGAGGACGUUUGCCGAGACACCGAACGAGGUGUUGACCUAUUCGUGUAUCAAGAACAAUAGCUUUGUCGUCCCUGCAUGGGCCGAGCUUUUGCGAUACCGGGUAGUCGUCGUCGACUGCUUGGAUGCGGAACUUCUCACGAUAGCAAAGGCGACGAACGCAGAGAUGCUGAGGCUCGAACACCGAAUGUUGCGAGCGAUUGGCCGUAAAAAGGCGAAGAUGUCUUUACAGGUGCACUGGACUCAUCUUCUCGUUGACGAGGCGGGGCAAGCUUCGGAACCGGAAAUCCUGAUACCACUUGCUGCGGUCAUGAUCGGGCCCGAGGAAGCCGACAUGUUGCAAGGUCGAGAACCCCAAGUGGUGAUCUGCGGAGACAUCAAGCAGCUACCUGCGAUCGUCACCUCUAGUCGUGCUCGAGGCCAUGGGCUGGAUGUCUCUCUCAUGGAGAGGCUGCAGGAGCGUACGAUAUACGAUCUGAAGGCCAACGUACAGACCGAAUCCGUCAACAUCAUUCGCUUGGUCAACAAUUACCGCAGCCACCCUGGUAUCCUGUUGCUGCCAAGCACAAUCUUCUACGACGAUUCGUUGGAACCGGUCGCCAAAGUGACUCUCUCGCAAUGGUCGGACCUCCCAAACAAGCGUCUGCCUAUGCUGAUCAAGGGCAUCGAAGCGAACGAAGACUGGAUAGACGAGGGCGCGAGCUUUUUCAAUAUGAGCGAAAUUGCAGAAGUAGUCAGGACGGUCAAGAGCCUUGCAACGGGUCGUGCCGACGGAUACCGUCAGAGCGAAAUUGGCGUAAUCACACCGUGGAGAGAACAGGUCUGGCGGAUACGGUUGAAACUACGAGAAGCGGGCUACCACGAUAUCAACGUCGGGAACGUGGAGGCGUAUCAAGGUGCCGAGUACCGCUGCGUCAUUCUGUCAUGCGUUCGCUCCCGCGACAGGUUCCUCCAGUCUGACCAGGAUAACGGGAUGGGACUCAUCAACGAGCCGAAACGGUUUAAUGUUGCCAUCACGCGAGCGAAAGAGCUGAUGGUUAUCAUCGGCAGCAUGAACUGCCACAAGGCCGAUUCGCAUUGGGCGGCACUAUUGCAGAUCGCUUCUCGCCACCAAUUCUAUAUCGGCCCCCAAUUGAAAGAUUUCGAGGUCACUGGCGAGUACAUCUCGCGCUUAGAGUCCCGCAUAUAUCCCGAGAUGAUGGACGGGCCCAACGACGAGUCCAUGCAAGGACUGCUGAUCUCUGGCUCAGUGGCGCGUGAAGCCUUAAUGGAGGAUUGAUCACAGGUGUACGAACAUGGUCGCCAGAAACGCAGCGGCGGGUGACGAUUACAAGGGCUGCGAGAACGAGCCAUCCUUAUGCUACAGUGUCCUAGCCCGGUAUACCGGUGAUUCUGGACGCCAUGAUUACGAUAUAUGUAGCCCGCUUAACGCUCAAACUUGGCAGCAGGUCCUUUUGUACGAGAAGAUGCCAUUGACGAGACUGUCGGCCCCAGAAUAUAUGUAAGACGCGUAAUUAAUACGUGGCCCUGUAGCAUAAUCGUUUCGCAACGGAACUCACCACCCGAUCGCUUGCCCGAGGUC